GUUCUAUGGAGCGAUGUUAAUAGUAGUGUGUCUGCUUUAUGUGGUCCCUGUGGGCUGGGUGCUCGCUGGACUCAACACCAUCGUCUUCCUGUGGAACAGAGACUUCUACAGAGUUUUGUUGGACCAAAGGAAGAUGUUUCACUUUGGUCAAACACAGUCCUCAGAGGGAGGCUGCAAAGAACAGGAACAGGGCAACUUGCUGGACAGGACCCCUACACCCACUAGCUUGGAGGACCUCUCUCCUGGGAGUGUAGAGGAAGCUGAGGAGGCUGAACCAGAUGAUGAAUUUAAGGAUGCGAUUGAGGAAAACUCAGUUUCACUGCCGGAAACUCCUUUACUUCUGUUGGAGGAUGAUGACGGACCUCUCGGAGCUCCAGAGUGUGACGCCAUCUCUGARAAUUGCCUGUUGAGUCGCAACGAACCCAUACGCACCAAGGUGUCCAAACUGACGGAGAAACUGCGUAAACGCUAUCCCACUGCCGCGCCUGGCAACUGUUCCAGCUGCAACACCACGUUCACAGUUCUGAAGAAGAGGAGGAACUGCAGUAAUUGUGGCAACAUCUUCUGUACUCGAUGCUGUUCCUUCAAGGUGUUGAGAUCUGUCAUGGGGGCAACAGCUCCAGAGGCGCAGAGAGAGACCGUGUUUGUGUGUUCUACCUGUAACUCCUCCCUCACCAAGCUACAGUGAGAUGACCUGUUAGUUCAGAACCCUUCACKGGAACCCAAACCUACAGACCUCAGUUUUCUCAUAAAGGUCUAUACAAUUUUAAAGAAAUCUAAGUGGAAUUCCAGGCCCUACCUGCCUUUAGCAGCUGCAUUUCUCCGUCGUGUCUCAUAUUGCUUAUGGGAUUUGUGCUGUGGUGUGUUGAGAUAUUCCCUGCUUGAACGCUCAGAGRUGGGUUGGACCUCAUGAGUCCUUGAAGGCGUAAUACAGAGCAUUAUGGCCUGGAAAUCAAAUCUCUGCUUUCUUUCUGCUAUCUAAGUKGAGAGAGGCAUAA
This is a messenger RNA of Austrofundulus limnaeus, 998 nucleotides long. Its product is annotated as protrudin. Gene Ontology annotation, molecular function: metal ion binding. The record is from RefSeq and is a predicted model, not a curated record. Gene Ontology annotation, cellular component: growth cone membrane; endoplasmic reticulum tubular network. NCBI's taxonomy places the organism in Eukaryota, Metazoa, Chordata, Actinopteri, Cyprinodontiformes, Rivulidae. Gene Ontology annotation, biological process: neuron projection development; neurotrophin TRK receptor signaling pathway; endoplasmic reticulum tubular network formation.